Messenger RNA from Oldenlandia corymbosa var. corymbosa, 963 nucleotides. Lineage: Eukaryota; Viridiplantae; Streptophyta; Magnoliopsida; Gentianales; Rubiaceae. The record is from the annotation of a GenBank genome assembly.
AUGUUCAGAUUAGUAACCGGAAUUCCUGGGCCGAGCGGUUUCGGAUCGGCUUCUACCGCCGAACAAGUUACAGACGGCAUUGAUGCCUCCAACAUCACUGCUAUUGUUACAGGGGGUGCCAGUGGGAUUGGCUUUGAAACGGCCAGAGUUUUAGCCUUAAGGAAAGCCCAUGUGAUCAUUGCUGCCAGAAACAUUGAGGCUGCAAAUGAGGCAAAGCAGAAUAUCCUCAACGAAAAUGCUACUGCUCGAGUUGAUGUCCUUAAAUUGGACCUCAGCUCCAUCAAGUCGGUUGAGGCCUUUGCUGAUGACUUCAACGCUCUCAAUCUUCCUCUUAACAUAUUGAUAAACAAUGCUGGCGUGAUGUUCUGCCCUUAUCAGCUUUCACAAGAUGGCAUAGAGAUGCAAUUUGCGACUAAUCAUCUCGGCCAUUUUCACUUGACAAACCUCCUCCUUGAUAAAAUGAAGCAAACAGCAAAAUCAACCGGGAUCGAGGGCAGGAUUGUGAACUUAUCAUCCAUUGCCCAUCACCAUACCUAUGAGGGAGGAAUCAAAUUUGGCAACCUUAAUGAUAAAAACAGUUACUCAGACAAAAAGGCAUAUGGGCAGUCCAAGUUAGCCAACAUACUGCAUGCCAAUGAGCUCUCUCGUCGUUUGCAGGAAGAAGGAGCCAACAUCACAGUCAAUUCCGUGCAUCCUGGUUUGAUUAUGACUAAUCUCAUGAGGCAUUCUGCACUUCUAAUGAAAGCUUUGCAGUUCUUCACUUACAUCAUGUGGAAAAAUGUACCUCAGGGGGCGGCUACAACAUGUUUUGUUGCACUCAAUCCGAAGUUGAAAGGUGUGACAGGGAAAUACUUUGUUGACUGCAAUGAGUUUGCAACCAGCAAGUUGGCAAGAGAUAAAGCUUUGGCCAAGGGAUUGUGGGACUUCAGCAACAAGUUGGUCAAUUCAGCCCAAAUGAUUUGA